Messenger RNA from Vitis vinifera (wine grape), 2324 nucleotides. RefSeq names its product ankyrin repeat-containing protein At5g02620. The record is from RefSeq and is a predicted model, not a curated record. Gene Ontology annotation, cellular component: plasma membrane. Gene Ontology annotation, molecular function: protein phosphatase regulator activity; protein phosphatase 1 binding. The coding region runs from base 621 to 2249 and encodes 542 amino acids. Lineage: Eukaryota; Viridiplantae; Streptophyta; Magnoliopsida; Vitales; Vitaceae. The transcript has 4 exons.
UUUUCCAUUUAUUUUGCCCCCUGCAUUAAAAACUUGCUUCCUUGAUUCUCGUUUGUAAUUGUUGUUUGAGUUAAUGUUGUCAUCGUCAUCACCUUUUCCAAAAGGCUCUUGUUUAUUGGGCAAUUGGGCGUUGUUAGAAGCUCAGAAGUCUUUGGGUUGCCAUUCAGAUUUGUGUAAAGGUGUUGGAUACAUGUGCAUUUCAUGGCUUUUGGCCUCUAGCUAUCGUUCCUUUUCUUGCUCCAAUAUAAAACAGCAAACCACUAGGCCCCAUUAAAAUGAUGCGUUUUGGCUUGGUGAUUCCAUUCCCAUGGUUCUGUAGAGCUUGGAUUUGAAUUUUGUGGGGUGGUCUGGGAUGGAGCGGAGCAUGUGGGGGUUUUGUUCGUUCACACCCAGGAUAUGCUACAACCAGGCAUGGGGCAUGGGUGUCAAAACCCCAGGUUUCUGGGCUCUUUGAAUUCUGGGGUGAUCCAAUCUUUUUGGUGGGUUGCUUUUAACAAACAAUGACUCUUGGCCUGUUAAGAAAUGCGGUUAUUGAUCUGGAUUUCCAGGGAAGGAGAAGUUCUGUCGUCAUCCAUUGCCAUUAGACAUUGCUGAGGAGGGAACAUUUUGGUAGUUCAAUAAUGGAUUCACCAGCUGGGCACCACUACCAGAGCCUACCCCGGAAAAAGAUGACCAAACAGUUGACGGGGAAACGCGACGAUACUCCCCUGCAUUCUGCAGCGAGAGCAGGACAACUAGAGGUUGUGGCCCGGACCCUUUCCAGUGCUGGAGAAGAAGAAUUGCUAGAGUUAUUAUCUAAGCAAAACCAAUCUGGUGAAACAGCACUUUACGUUGCUGCAGAAUAUGGGUAUGUUGAUGUGGUUAGGGAGAUGAUACAGUACCAUGAUCUCAGUACUGCUAGCAUCAAAGCAAGGAAUGGCUAUGAUGCAUUCCACAUUGCUGCUAAACAAGGGGAUUUGGAGGUAUUGAAAAUACUAAUGGAGGCCCUUCCGGGGCUCUCUUUGACUGAGGAUGUAUCAAAUACCACUGCCUUGCACACUGCUGCAAAUCAAGGGUAUAUUGAGGUGGUGAAUUUGCUCUUGGAGUCAGGGAGUGGGGUGGCUGCCAUUGCUAAAAGUAAUGGGAAAACAGCCCUGCACUCUGCCGCAAGAAAAGGGCAUUUGGAAGUCAUCAAAGCCCUUUUAGAGAAGGAGCCUGGGGUUGCUACACGAAUUGAUAAGAAGGGCCAGACUGCACUACAUAUGGCUGUGAAGGGACAGAACCUUGAGGUGGUUGAGGAGCUGAUGAAGGCCGAUCCUUCAUUGGUAAACAUGGUUGAUACUAAGGGCAACACAGCAUUGCAUAUAGCCUCCCGGAAGGGCAGGGAACAGAUUGUUAGGAAAUUACUAAGUCAUGAUGAAACCGAUACAAAAGCUGUGAACAAGUCUGGGGAAACUGCCUUUGACACUGCAGAGAAGACUGGGAACCCCAACAUUGCAACCAUCCUGCAGGAGCACGGGGUUCAGAGUGCCAAAGCAAUGAAGCCGCAAGUAACAAGCACAGCCCGUGAAUUGAAACAAACUGUAAGCGACAUAAAGCAUGAAGUCCACUACCAGCUAGAACAUACUCGGCAAACUAGGAGACGGGUGCAGGGCAUUGCCAAACGCCUCAACAAAAUGCAUGGAGAAGGUCUAAACAAUGCAAUCAACUCCACAACUGUUGUUGCUGUCCUCAUUGCCACCGUCGCCUUUGCAGCCAUUUUCACUGUCCCUGGCCAAUAUGUUGAUGACCCAACCAACAUUCCUUAUGGGUUUUCUCUUGGGGAAGCAAAUAUCGCUCCCAAAAUAUCGUUCAUCAUUUUCUUUAUAUUUGACUCGAUAGCCCUCUUCAUUUCUUUGGCUGUUGUGGUGGUGCAAACCUCAGUUGUGGUCAUAGAGAGCAAGGCAAAGAAGCAGAUGAUGGCAAUCAUUAACAAGCUAAUGUGGCUGGCUUGUGUGCUUAUAUCAGUAGCAUUCUUGGCAUUGGCCUUUGUGGUGGUGGGUGACCAUGAGAAAUGGCUGGCAAUUGGAGUAACAAUUAUAGGGACAACAAUAAUGGCUACAACUUUGGGUACAAUGUGUUAUUGGGUGAUUAGGCAUCGGAUUGAAGCCAAAAAGAUGAGAAGCGUCCGAAGGAUGUCCAUGCCCAGCAAGUCCAGAUCCUGGACUAUGUCUGUCAUGUCAGAUUCUGAGAUUCUAAAUAAUGAGUUUAAGAAAAUGUAUGCAAUUUAGAUUUAUAUACAUGCUUUUUUUGGCAUUCUGCACAUCAAGCUUCUUCCUUCUAUAUAUGUUCAUCAGUUAGCCGUA